AUGUCCCAGAUUAGUAAAGAUAUUGAGGCGAUGAGCUCUGUACCAGAGGAAGUUUCUUUUACCUGUGCUGAAACCCCCAGUGAGACCCAGCUGACCCUUACCUCCACUGAACAGCAUCCCCCUGUCUUAUCCUCAGACACCGCUCACAGAAAUAAUGGCCUUCCUCCCCCUGACACCAUCACAAUCAACAGUGUGGGUACAGCCCCUUCACUUUCAGCAAAUGACAUGAAUCCACCAGAAAUUCAAAAGGUUGUGGUUGAACACAUUGUUAGGAGCGAAGCAAUCAAUCCUCAUUUUCAGCCCCAAUUAAGGCUCCGCUCCUUCUCUGGAAAGACUCCCAGGCCCAAUAAUGAGACUGAUUAUGACACCUGGCGCUCCCAUAUCGAACUGCUGCUAAAUGAUCCUAACAUACUUCCCCUUCAGAUCACCAGAAAGAUUGUAGAGAGCUUGCUUUCUCCCGCAGCUGAUGUAGUCAAAGGAUUACGGCCCAAUUCACCCCCUCUAGCUUUCCUGCAGCUACUUGAUUCGGCUUUUGGCGCUGUUGAGGAUGGGGAAGAACUUUUUGCACGUUUCUUAAACACGUUCCAGAAUCCAGGGGAGAGUGCUUCCGCUUACCUUCAUCGGCUGCAAGUAGCAUUAAACCUUGUAGUAAAAAGGGGUGGGGUUGCACCAGGAGAACUUGACAGACACCUUCUAAAGCAGUUCUGUAGAGGGUGUUGGGACAGUACUCUGCUCUCUACUCUGCAGCUUGAACAGGCGAGAAGUCGCCCACCUUCAUUUGCAGAGCUCCUGCUGAUGUUGCGCACAGAGGAAGACAGACAGCAAGCUAAAGCCAGUCGCAUGAGGAAACAUAUUGGUGCCACAAAACGAGUCCAAGUUCAGUCUCAGAGUGCAUGUGCAUGCGCAAUCCCGAAGGAGAACCCACAGGUCUGUCCCAGUGCCAUUGAAGACCUUGUGAAGCAGGUUGCCACCCUGCAGAGCCAGCUGACCUCUUUCAUGGCAGAGAAAAGGAAAGAUAGAAAAGUAACUGCACAGAGACUCCAGAGCCGAACACCAGACAAAACAAAUGCUAACAUGCAAACCCAGAUAAGAACAAAGCAGAUGAACAAACCCCGGCCCUGGUACUGCUUUAAGUGUGGAGAGGAUGGGCAUAUCUCCUCUACGUGUACCGAAGCUCCCAAUCCUGCUUUGGUGGCUGAAAAACGAAAACAGUUGGAAAAGAGAUUAAGUGAGUGGGAAAUGAAGGCUAACCCCGGCUCCCAGUUAAACGACUAA
This is a messenger RNA of Clarias gariepinus (North African catfish), 1275 nucleotides long. RefSeq names its product modulator of apoptosis 1. Bases 1 to 1275 code for a protein of 424 amino acids. The record is from RefSeq and is a predicted model, not a curated record. The transcript has a single exon. Gene Ontology annotation, molecular function: nucleic acid binding; zinc ion binding. Lineage: Eukaryota; Metazoa; Chordata; Actinopteri; Siluriformes; Clariidae.